AUGUUGCACACCCUCCAAGCUUUAUUGGACACGUCAUCAAUGCUCAAUCGGCUUGCGAGCACACGCUACCUCCGGCCCCGCCAUGAGGUGAUCAAGUUCAGCCAGUUCCAGCUCUUGACUGCCUUCUCGCAGAGUGCUGAAGACCUCCAUAACUUUGUCAACAUUGUCCGCAUCUCUCCAUUCGUAUUUGCGUCAAUUGUCACUAUGAUCGAGAACGAUCCUGUCUUCCAGAACAACUCACAGAAUGAACAAACCCCUGUGGAUAAGCAGCUUGCUGUUACACUCUACCGAAUGGGGCGCUAUGGGAAUGGUGGUUCUGUUGAUGAUGUCGCCCGAUUUGCUGGACGACUUCAUCCUCUCUUUGUUCGGGCACUUUCAAGAGAGGAGAAAGAGCAAGAAAAAUGUUGGAUUGACCGACAUAUUGGGUACCGCUCCUCAUGGCGGGAGGGGUAUCUAAUGUACGAUGGGACGAUUGUGCCAUUAUGCGAAAAGCCGGCAUUAAACGGUCAAGCAUACUUUACCCGAAAGAGUAACUAUGGGCUCAAUGUACAGAUCGGAAAUGUUCCAUCUAAUCUUCGAAUUAUUGACUACUCACAUGGAUUCACGGGAUCGGCUCAUGAUUCCUCCGCAUUUGAAUAUACCACUGCUCGAAAACAUCCGGAACUUCUUUUCGAAGGAGACGAGCAUGGCUUUGGGGACUCUGCCUAUGCUCUCUCCGAAUAUAUGAUCCCAAUGUUCCGCAGCCCAGCCGCCGACCUGGCUGUCAAUCACCUUUUCUGUGCAACAUUAUCCGCUCUCCGAGUUCGAUCCGAGCAUUGCAUGGGAGCUAUCAAAGGUCGCUGGCAAUGUCUCAAGGGACUACGAACAAGUAUUGCCAAAAAGCGUCAUCAUGUUGAGGCCUGCCGUUGGGUCACUAUUGCCAUUAUACUGCAUAAUAUUGUGGUGGAGCUGGAAGGGAUUGGGGAGAGUGACACAUUUAUCAACCAGGGUUUGGAAGAGCAUGAUGGUGAUGAUAUGCCUAUGCAGAAUGAUAUGGCAGAGGGUGAGGCAAAGCGUCAACGGCUAGUCGCCGAAAUCAAUGCUAUUCGUGGUCGCUAG
Messenger RNA from Mycena indigotica, 1098 nucleotides. RefSeq names its product DDE Tnp4 domain-containing protein. The record is from RefSeq and is a predicted model, not a curated record. The coding region runs from base 1 to 1098 and encodes 365 amino acids. Lineage: Eukaryota; Fungi; Basidiomycota; Agaricomycetes; Agaricales; Mycenaceae. The transcript has 3 exons.